AACUGUGAUCAAAAUUUCAUGAUAUGUUGACCGUACACUAACCGCUUGCUCGAGCAUCCCUUUUUGUGGCCCUGUUCGAUACGCUUCCUAUAUAAAGAAGUAACAGCGCAACACGUGUCUUUAGUACUUGUAGUAAUCCUCAUUCAACAGUUAAAAUGGAAGACCUCAAUUUUACUCACUUUCUCCAUGGGGAAGGCGUACCGCCGUGUUGUGUCGCAAUCAGUACGCUAAUCAAUUAUAUUGUGAUGCACUAUUUUGCUCACUUUUUUGCCGUUUGUGUCAUACGCUCGCAAGUGGACACCGUCUAUCACACUUCACCGAUAGCGACGAUUGUGCUCGAGCUGGAUGAUGACUUUGAAAUGGCGCUCGGUGUGGCGGUCGAUAUGGGUUGUCAGUCGUUUAUUGUUAGCGAGCGGACGGCCGACGGGUUUUUCGAUGCCUUUCUACCGGUACACGAAGCAGCAUUACAGCGUACGAUGGAGAAAAGAGUUCUGGUGGUGCUUGAUCACAAUUCUGCCGUGUUUCGUACCAUCGACCAGCAGCUCGUGAUCGAAGAAAUUCCGGAAGUACUGGUUGUGCUGCCCACCACAACACCGUCCGGUACUAGUACGAUCGAACUUUACACACUGGACAUAUCCGACGGUGCCCCGGUCACCAUCGUUCCUCGGCUGAUCGAUGUGAUCGACACCCGGAACGCUCGCACUACUACUAUUGUCCGCAACGCGAGCCAGGAUGCCGUCGACUACUUUCCGGACAAGUUUGUCAACAUGAACAAGCGUCGCCUAAGGCUUGGCACUGUACCCUACCUACCGAACGCGUUCGUAGAGGACAAGCCGCUGGGAGAAGGAAACGCGCGCUACAUUCUGCCAUCGAAACCGAACGUGUCGGCCAUGGUGAGCGGAACGGAGCUCUGGUUGGUGACACUGUUCUGUGAAAUUGCCAACUGUACGACCGAAAUCAUGAUCGCUCCCGAAUGGGGCAACGUGUUCGACAACGGUACCAAGAUUGGGUUGAUUGGGGCACCGGCGAAGCGCGAGGUGGACAUCACGUUCGCGGGCCUCUACACCUGGUACUCCACCUUUCAACAUCUGGCGUUCAGUGCGGUCCAUUCGCGGAGCGGCUGCACGUGUAUCGUCGCGAAACCGCGCAUCGUUGCCAACUGGCGUACCCCGUUUCUGUCCUUUGCCGGUUCGCUGUGGGGCGCUGUGCUGGCCGCAUUCAUCACCGGUACGCUCGCCAUCAUGGCCCUGUCCCGGAGCCGGCAGCGGAUCCUGCAGCUGCACGAGACGGCUCGCUACACGUUCAGCGACUCGGUGCUGAUCAUGAUCGGAUUCUUCAUGGAGCAAAGUGUGCCGAUGCCGAACGAUCUGCUGGCAUCGUGCUUCCUGUUCGCCACGCUCAUGUUCGCCGGGUUCAUGAUCGGCAGCAGCUACAAUGGGGGGCUGGCCAGCACCAUGAUCGUGCCGCAGUACGAGCGUAGCAUCAACACGGUGCACGAUUUGGCCGAGACGCGCACCACGUGGGUUGGGGUUAGCGUGUCCUGGAUCUACUCGAUCCAGCUGGCGUACCAGCCGGACAUGCUGACGCUGCUGCAAACGUUCCGCGAGUGGGAGGAGGAUGAAAUUUUGCGCCGCGCCAACGACCGCGAGGUGGCGAUCAUCGUCGAGCGGAUGGAGUACGGCCACUUUGCCCACCCGGCCAUCGGUCUGGACGCGAUGAAGGGCCGCAAGAUGAUGGCGGAAGACAUCUACUGGGAGUCGGUCGUCGGGAUGUGUUCCAAGACGUGGCCGGCGCGGGCUCGCUUCGAUCGGAUGGUGCUGCAGCUGAAGGCGUCCGGCAUUCUGGCCCACUGGGAGCUGAUCGGGGUGGCCAAGUAUUUGAGCUUCAAGUCGCAGCAAAUCAUACGCUACUCGCGCGAAAGCACGGGCGAUGAAUUUACGCCACUGCGCAUGGCCAACAUAACGGGGGCGCUGUUGAUACUGGCCGCCGGGUUGUCGCUAGCGGUGAUUGCGUUUCUGGCGGAACUGAAGCAACGAAAGAGAGAGAGUAGAGCACACAAAAUGGACCGCUUUGCAGCCUCGAACGCGUUCAAUACAAGCUUGCAACUCCUUCUGAGCCAUGUGUUGAGCGUAGCUUUUACGGAAAACUACAGCGUUUGCUUUAUACGCACACCGCACGAAGAAAUUCCCUUGAGCGAGACACCAUUACUACUGGCUCAAGUGCAUAUCGUGACGGAGGUGAACGAUCAGUUUCGCCACAAGCUGCUUCAAGCCGUGGACGCUACUAGCUGUGCAGGAUUCAUCGUCACGGAGCGGGUCCUGUUUCCGUUCCUGGACCACUUCAACGCGGUACACGAGCGGGCAAAGGUGCGAACAUCUCCCAAGCAUCUGAUCGCCCUCCUGAUGGCGUCGUCGCUCACCGAUACAGCGACACGCACGAAGCUGAUGGCACACCGGGAAACGUUCGAGUCGCUAGUGAAUGUGUUGCUUAUCGUUGCUUCUCGCAACGAAAGCAACGUCACAGGCGACAGUAGCUCGUUUGCGCUACACACGACAACACUCCUGCCCAAGCGUCCGAUCGGUGUAGCGGUAGAGUUGGUUCAAAUUGGUGCCGACCUAACAACAACCGACGGGACGGGACGCUUCGGGCCGAACCAGUUGUCCGGAAACGUGCGUGACUUUUUCCCCGACAAAGUGCGCAAUAUGCAUGGGAGAAGGGUGCGCGUUAGUACGCUGGAGUAUGUGCCCUGUACCGCGUUUAAGAAGGUGCCAAUAGGGCAGGGCAAUGCGAAGGAUGUGGACGACGUAAGCCACGAGCUGUGGCUGGACGGAUUCGAGCUGAUCAUGACGCUGGAGUUUUGUCGCCGGCACAACUGCACCGUGGAGAUGCUGAUCCAAACGGAUUGGGGCGAACUGCUGGAGAAUGGGUCGUACUCCGCGAUUCUCGGUGACAUUGUGGAGCGACGGGCUGACCUCGGAUUGGGCGCACUGUUGGCUUGGCAUGCCUGGUACGAGGUGGCAAGCAUCACCUCCAUGAUCGGCAUUUCGAUGAUAUCGGUUCUCGUGCCGAAACCCCAGCUGCUACCCUCCUGGCAGUUUCCGUUCCUUUCGUUUCCACCCUCGCUCUGGCUUACCGUGGGCCUCACAUUCACGGCCGGCACUGUGACCGUGUUCAUCGUAGCGAUCACUCGCCAACGAAUCCGAAACGCGGCACGGAAACCCAGCUCACAGCACCUGUUCGACGCGCUGUUCUUCAUGUUCAGCUUGUACGUGGAACAAUCGGCCCGGCUGCGGCACGAUCUGGUGGCCGCCACCGUCCUCCUGACGGCGCUCCUCUUCGGUGGGUUUAUGGUCGGUAACAGCUAUGCCGGUUCGCUGGCAAGCAUCAUGACGCUGCCGCGCUACGAACAAUCGAUCGACACGGUGGCGGACUUCCUGAGGCGAGACAUGCGCUGGACCGGUGGUAGCAACGUGUGGAUCUACACACUGUACAUGGCGACGACACCGGCAAUGAUACGCAUGCGGGACAGCUUCGUCAUCAUACCGGACAGUGCGGUGCGCGAACGGUUGCCCUUUACCGAUCGCAGCAUGGGGUACGUGAUCGAGGGCAUGAUGCACGGAAGCUACGGUCUGGGGACGCCCCUGAGCGUCAACGCGUCCCGGCUGCUGCAACCGCUCAAGCAACCGAUCUACUUCGACCACACGAACGGGUUCGUCAGCAAGGUGUGGCCAAUGCGGGACGCUUACAAUGCAUUCAUCUUGGAGCUGCAUCAGUGCGGUGUGUUGCACUAUCUGGAGCUUACGUCUCUCAUUAGGAAUGUUGGCCUUACGGUACAACGCAACAUUGUCAAUGCCCGUGCUAAGGAACAGGAACACGAACCGACGCCCCUCUCGAUCGAACACUUUUUGGGAGUAUUUUUCAUACUGUUUUUCGGCCACAGUUUAGCUUGUGUCGUGUUCGUUGUGGAGCUGAUGUGUCAUCGCCAUCGGUGGAAGGACAACAAAGUUCGUUAAAAUAG
Anopheles stephensi (Asian malaria mosquito) is the source of this 4018-nucleotide messenger RNA. RefSeq lists its product as uncharacterized. Gene Ontology annotation, cellular component: membrane. The coding region runs from base 156 to 4013 and encodes 1285 amino acids. Lineage: Eukaryota; Metazoa; Arthropoda; Insecta; Diptera; Culicidae. The record is from RefSeq and is a predicted model, not a curated record. The transcript is spliced from 10 exons. Gene Ontology annotation, molecular function: ligand-gated monoatomic ion channel activity.